AAGUGGAAAUGCAAAGAGUUGCCCACUUGAGUGCAGCAAGUCUUGAUGUGAAUGUUGUGGAUCUUUCCGAAAGAAUAACGCUACCGACCGAACCCGGUCUUUUAAGAUUUGGUACGAAUUGGAUAAUUCGACAAGUGUUAUCAUCGACCUGCUUCGAAGUCCUGAUGGCAGAAGUAAUUACUCCCCAGCGUGGGUGAGGCAAGAAGUUGGAAAGUUGGUCUUGGUUCUUCGCGAAACGAAACCUCAGGUUAUGCACAUUCCAUAUCUUCAAGGUUUUCUAGAAACGGGUAUUGCUCUGAAGCCAUGGGGACUGGCGUACAGCAUUCCAUCUACAUAUUCUGGAACUAUUCCACUGCUGGAUCUCCUAAAGAAUACAAACCGAGUAGGACAAAGAUUACCAGCACUUCAUCCUUUGGAAGAACGGUUCCGAUUAGCACAUGACGUCGCAACUGCAAUAGAAUAUGUUCAUUCCCUGGGAUGGGUUCAUAAAAGCAUUAGAAGUGAUAAUGUGCUUGUUUCAUGGUUAGAAAAUCAUCAAAAGUUCCCCGAAGGACUAGGAUCUGCUUUCCUUGUCGGCUUUGAAUAUGCUCGCCAUAAGACAGCUAUUAGCACUGGGGAAAGAUAUGAUGAUUGGACGAACGAGCUCUACCGCCAUCCAGAGAGGCAAAGUAUACCAGGAGAGCUUCUGGAAGACCGUUACUACCAAAGGUAUCAUGAUAUUUAUAGCUUCGGCGUCGUGCUGCUAGAGUUGGGACGUUGGAAGAGGCUUGAGGCAAGCCCAGAUCAUUUUCAAGACAAAACACCCACAGAAAUCAAACAGGUGUUGCUAAAUUUAAGUGCAAAUAUCUCUCCAUUUGUUGGAUCAAGACUGAAAUCCUGGGCGACCUCGAAGAUCUCAAGGUAUAGGGUAGUGUUUUUCUUUGUUAACAUAGUCAUAGUUUAAAGUCUACCCUCAUUUAUUAUGCCGAGAAAGGUUCACAAACUCGAAGACUUCGCCAAAUAUACAAUAGAUUCGUCCUCUUAUAGUUCGACUGCUGAACUUCCGAACACAAGCAAAGUGUAGGGGAAAACAAGAGCAUUAAUCUAUCAUCACGAUAGUGUGGAUGUAAUGUGAAGUUGUUAAAUUAGCGCACAGAAACGCGGAUAAUGUCGUCUUCCCUUCGUUGCUCAAUUCCAUCCAAAAAGGGUUACAGCCUCACUUCAAAUGAGGCUGUCACAAGAGUUGCGCUUGGGCGUUCACAAGG
This is a messenger RNA of Mollisia scopiformis, 1244 nucleotides long. RefSeq lists its product as uncharacterized. The transcript has 3 exons. The record is from RefSeq and is a predicted model, not a curated record. The coding region runs from base 251 to 943 and encodes 230 amino acids. NCBI's taxonomy places the organism in Eukaryota, Fungi, Ascomycota, Leotiomycetes, Helotiales, Mollisiaceae. Gene Ontology annotation, biological process: protein phosphorylation. Gene Ontology annotation, molecular function: ATP binding; protein kinase activity.